GACAUAAAAAAUUCACCUAGGAUACAAUAUACGUCUUCUCAUAUCAAGUUGAAAGUUUUCGUUUAUAACAACUAUUUGUGAAUUUCUCUACAAAACAUGGUUCCUUGGCAGGAUGGGUUUUUUAAAAACAUGUUUUACAAAUUUAUUAUCUGCCUAGCGUUUAUGCAAAUUGCUUUAGCUACUCAAAAAAUUCCAAUUGUCUGUUCCAUUACGAACGACAAAGGCACUCAAUAUUUUGACCAUGGUUCAAUCAAUCUUCCUGAAUUAACAUUUGAUAUUGUGAAAAAAGAAUUUGAUCUGCAGGAUUUUGAAGCUUCUUCCAUUUUACGAUGUGGCUAUCGAAAUGAAGAUCCUGGCAAUUGGUCUGCAGGAACCAGUUUCUACAAAUUGGGGCAGUUGUUAGGAUCCCAUCAUGCUUAUAAGGAUUGUUUCAUAUUACACACCUCGAAGAACGUAACUCCUGAUUCGUUGAACGAUGUUGUUCAGGUGGUCCAUAGCUUCAAACCAAUAGCCAAGAAUUCAGUAGAAGGCUCCGAACCUGACAUCCUAUUAAAGUAUCCCGAAUCACCUGAACCUGUUCUAAUUUCUCCUAAACAAAAAUCCCAGGCACCUGGCUCUGCAAGUGCUAAAAAUAGCAAGCGCCCUUUGCCCAAAAAUGCACGGACAAAACGUAAGUCAUCUGAGGUGAAUGAUGACACUCAAGACACCGAAGAAAUACCAGAAGAAAAGACGUUUUUGCAACGUUUUGGUCUAUAUCUUAUUCCUAUUUUCUUCUUACUUUUAGUUGGAAGAUCCGGAGGAUCGCAAUCUUCUACUACUAGCAACAGAUAAAACUCUCCUUGCUUGAUGUUUGAACCAAAACAGAAUUUAUGAAUUCUUUUAUUCGUAAAAAUUAAAAACAGUCUAUUUUUAUGCAUAAUCUUUUGCUUUUAUGAACAGCAAUCUCUAUAUAUAAAUAAUAAUAAUAUUCUCGUUCUUCGUCGUACACAAUAAAUAAUGAUGAUUAU
Schizosaccharomyces octosporus yFS286 is the source of this 1007-nucleotide messenger RNA. RefSeq names its product peroxisomal membrane protein Pex22. The record is from RefSeq and is a predicted model, not a curated record. The transcript has a single exon. The coding region runs from base 97 to 831 and encodes 244 amino acids. Lineage: Eukaryota; Fungi; Ascomycota; Schizosaccharomycetes; Schizosaccharomycetales; Schizosaccharomycetaceae.